Messenger RNA from Fopius arisanus, 6414 nucleotides. RefSeq names its product Notopleural (gene Np). Gene Ontology annotation, biological process: proteolysis. The record is from RefSeq and is a predicted model, not a curated record. Gene Ontology annotation, molecular function: serine-type endopeptidase activity; chitin binding. The transcript has 15 exons. Gene Ontology annotation, cellular component: extracellular region. Bases 63 to 5441 code for a protein of 1792 amino acids. Lineage: Eukaryota; Metazoa; Arthropoda; Insecta; Hymenoptera; Braconidae.
GCAAUCCCAAUUGACAAACUGCAGUUACAUUUGUGAUUUCGACAAGAAACGAAGUAAAAACUAUGGAAUCUCUCAAAUGGUUGAUGACAUUAAUCGCGCUGUCCUGUGCUUUGCCAAACAAGCAAGAUACCACGGGCUGCCUUGGAGAGUGCUCAUCGAGGGACUUUGAUAAUCAGAUUGAUCUUUUGCCCCAUCAGAACUGUUCUCAGUUCUGUUCCUGCAUCGAUGGAUUACUCCAUGUAAUCAAUUGUCCGCAGGGCUUGCAUUACUCAAAGGCAGACCAGCAGUGCACCUCCCAAAUUCCAGCACAGUGUAAAGAUUUAACGCUUGCCGGAGGGAGUAAUGAAUUUUUAGAGGAUUUAAGUGAAUUAGUCAAUGGAAACCCUUCAUCUAGAGUAGCUCGUUCACCGAUUUCGAUAGUAACGGCUGCUCCAACUGUAACUGUCACAGGCUCACCUACCACUAUCACAGUAACCCCAACCACAACUACUACUUGCGUAGGUGUAACUAUAACAAAAACCCCAACAACAACAACCUGUCUACCUACAACAAUAACAGCAACAUCGACUUCGACCGUAACUUCCACUGUAUCUUUGACUUCGACCGCAACGUUGACGUCAACCGUCACUUCAACGUCCACUGUAACAUCGACUGCAACCGCAACAUCAACUUCAAUCGUAACUACAACUGCAAUACCUACUCCAACAGUAACGAUCACCCCAACUUCUACUGUCACCGUAAUUCCAACUGUAACUGCAACUUGCACAGAGACUGUAACAGCCACUCCACCCGCAAGAGUCAUUCCAACAUUAAUUGCAACACCAGUUUUCCUUCAACCGAUCCCUGAAUCGAUCUCUGACGUGACAGGAUGCAUUGGACUCUGUCCUGCAGAGGAUCCAACUGAUGUGGUCCAUCUACCACACGAGCACUGUGAAAAAUUCUGCAAGUGCAGCUAUGGCAGAGCUCAUCUUUUCACCUGCGACCCAGGUCUUCAUUUCAAUGCCAAACUCCAGGUCUGCGACAGCCCCCAGAACGCCAAGUGCGAAGGAAGAUGGAUGGCAAUAAUUGUACUGAUGACUGCAGUAUCAGCAGAUUCUAUUCCAUUCCGGAGUAAUCAACUGCCAGAUGAUGUGAGCAAGUGCAUAGGAAUCUGUCCUAAGAAGUAUCCACCUCACCUCAUAUUGACUCUGGAGCACCAGGAGUGUGGUAAAUACUGCAAAUGUAAUGAGGGAAUACCGUACGUAUAUUGGUGUCCGGAGGACUUCCACUUCAACAGAAUGUAUGGAACGUGCACAUGGCCAGAAGACGCUAAAUGCCCCAGAUGGAGACGUGAUCAUGAUGAAAGAGGAUGCGUUGGUAGAUGUCCCGAGGGAGAUCCAAUUUACGCCGUGCAUCUACCCCACCAAUACUGCAGUAAAUUCUGCAAAUGUAAUCACGGUGUUCCGCAUGUGCUGCCAUGUCCUCCAGGUCACCACUUCAAUCCCAAAGAGGAAGUCUGUGACCGUACGACUCUUCCUGAGGACAGCAAUCACAUUUGCGAUUCUGAGCCAGGCACUAUGAGAUCUUCAAUAGGAUUGGCGGGAGUGAUCGCACUGCUGUGUGCAGUGUCAGCAAAGCCACUAGACCCCUCCGGUUGCCAGAAAAAGUGUCCAACGUUCAACCCCAAUGACGAUGUUUACCUAGUGCCUCAUCGCAAUUGUUCUGAAUUCUGUUCCUGCAACGGUGGAAUCGCCUUUGUCCUGGCUUGUCCACCAGGGCUACAUUAUUCACCCAAGACUCGUACCUGCACCUACCCAUAUGAAGCCAACUGCUCAAACCAUGAACUGAGUGAUGAACCCGUUGCAUUUCUGCAAGCUUCCACAGAUUUUUAUGUUGAAUCGAGCCAGCAGUGCAUUGGAAACUGCCCUCCUACAGAUCCACCUCAUCUGGUAGUGACUCUGGAGCACGAUGACUGCGAUAAAUACUGUAAGUGUCAGAAAGGCGUGGCGACGGUGUUCAAGUGUCCAAAGGACUUCCACUUCAGCAAGCCUUUGGGGAUAUGCACAUUGCCGGAAUUAGUCCAGUGCCCGAGGUGGCCAAAACCACCUGCAGGCUGGUGUCCUUGCGACAGUAUUUUAACUCAAACUGUUACGGAUACUACAACAGUGUCAGUGAUGCCUACUGCAACAUAUACUGUCACAUCAACUCUAACGAGGACAUCAGAGAGAACUAUCACCUCUACACGUACUGUAACUAACUGGGCACCGACUCAAACUGUCACUGUCACCGAAAUACACAGUAACGUAAGACCGGAUGUUACUGUUACCGAAACUGUAACCGUUUCUGUACCUAUAUCAUCAACAACACCUAUACCAACACUAACAACAACAACAACAACAACAACAACUACUACUACAAUAACACCAACAACAACUACUACUACAAUAACACCAACAAGUACGAUUACAAUUAACACCGUAACACCAACAAGUACGAGUACAAUCAACACCGUAACACCAACUAGCAACUACCCGCCUAUAGAGGGAGACGGAAGAUGCAAAGGUCAUUGUCAGCACAUAGAUCCUGUAGAUGUGGAGCAGUUACCCCAUGAGCUCUGUAGCAAAUUCUGCAAGUGUAACUUCGGCGUACCAGUGUCAUUUAACUGUCCGUACGGUCAAUACUACAAUCCCGAACUUCGCGUCUGCGAUUACCCUCAGAAUGCUGGUUGCAAAGGUAUACACGAUCAAUGGAAUCCAAUUGAGAUGGCAAUUCUCAAGGCACACGUUUGGCCACUGUUGCUUCUUGUUGGUGUUUUCAAGAGCACUGCAGCUACUCCUCUUUACGCAUCGCCAUUCUUCGGUGCAGGGAUAGGUAGAAACAUCCGUCACUUGCCAUGCGUAUCCCUGAAGACUGGGGAGACAGGUGUCUGUAUGUUUGCUUUCAACUGUGUUAAAGCCAAUGGUACCCACCUGGGCACCUGUCUCGACAGAUUCUACUUCGGUAGCUGUUGUAAGAUCAAUGAUGAGCCGGAGAUAUUCCCCCAAGAUAACUCAAUAGACGAGCUGAAUGGCCUGGGAUCCACUGGUGCACCGAUCGAGACUAAUGACAUUCCGGAUUAUCAGGCUAAACCCAAACCUGAAAAGGUGCCGGCUAUUGUCACCACCGGAAAACCAAUAAAAAAUACUUACACAACGCCAACAACAGUGACGAGAACGUCAACAAUGAAUAUUUCACCAUCGAUAGCUCUAUCGACAUUCCAGACGAUUCAAGAUAACAGGACGCCGACAGUGACGAAACCGACGACUUUGCAUUUCUCGAGGUACACCACUGAGAGGACAACGACACAGGAAAUGUCGACAACUGAGGCCUUGGUGAGGAGAACGUCAGUUUCUUCGUUGAUUCCAUCGUCAGUAGCUUUCUCAACAUCUUCGUCGGUAUCAACAACGCUGAGCACAACGACAACGGAGAGGGCACCUGCGACUAGAUUUCCACCGAGAAAUGCAACUACUCAAGCCUUUACCAGCAGAAGGCCCACAACGGCGACGACGAGGAGACCCUCGACGUCUGUAAGCACGAAGAAACCUACGGUCAUCACCAAGAGACCUAGCAGGCCCACUGCGAGCUCCUACAGACCCUCGAACAACUCAUCAAAGCCUUCAACGAGUUCAUCGAAGCCAUCUCAAGCGCCGAGACCGGCGAUUACGACUCCCUCAACGAUCUCUACGACGUUGAAACCUCUUGUUCUCGCGGAGACCACAACUGCUUCUUCGUCAAGUGUGUCGGGAACAAAAUCAAAGCCCAAUGCGACAACGAGUAUUCCAACCUCGACGAGAAGACCGAGUAUUGAGACGACAGAGAAGACGAGACCAACAACUGGACCCCCUCGCGGGACAGCUUCGACGACAGUCAGACCGAGGACAACUACAAAGCCAACGAAGACGACGGUGACCUCUGUCAAACCAACAAGACCGGUGAGACCGACGACAGGGGAUAAAACGAGGCCCAGACCAUCGUCGACGACGAUCAAGCCCUCGACGAAGCCUAGACCGUCCUCCAAACCAAGUAAACCAACCAAACCCAGCAGACCAGCAGGAAGCACUGCUGGUAUUACUGUACCUCUGACGACUGUCUCGUCAUCGUUGACGGCGGCAACAACUCCGGCCACAUCAACAACAACACGACAACAACUCUCGAGCACGACAAGCUCAACGACAACCACGACGACAACCACGACAACCACAACCACAACAGAGGAACCUGUCACCCUGACCAACGAGAUCCUUCCACCAAAAUUUGCCACGACCAGCUCACCACCCAUUACCACCGAGGGUUUCGUCACUUGGAGCUCCAAUUCCGAUAGCUACGUCACACCCACCACCACGUCAACCACCUCAGCACCGGUACCAGAAGUCACCCAGACUCAAUGGUCCCCGAUAACGACUCCUGAUGGCUGGAUAAUAAUUCAAUCACCGAGUACAAAGACACCCGAAGCUGAUAACACCACUGAAAGUACAAAAAUCACAUCAACAUCAUCUCCCACAACUCCAGUGGUAAUUACAACUCAAGAGGCAAGUACAGAGGCCACAACAUCAAAGCCGACAGUACCGACUGGAACACCUUCACCAGCCUCGGAAGUUACCACUGGAACCCCUGAAACACCGGACAGUUUCAAUAUGUCCGACUAUAAGCAAGUGUGCGGGAGAAGAUUGUUCCCUGAAUCGAGAAUAGUGGGUGGAGAACGUAGUUUGUUUGGCAAGUGGCCUUGGCAGAUAUCAUUGAGACAGUGGAGAACCUCCGCAUACCUGCACAAAUGCGGUGCUGCAUUAUUGAACGAGAAUUGGGCGAUAACUGCAGCUCAUUGCGUCGAAAAUGUACCACCGAGUGACCUUUUACUCCGAAUUGGUGAGCAUGACUUGGCAAACGAGGACGAGCCCUAUGGUUUCCAAGAGAGACGGGUGCAAAUUGUUGCCAGUCAUCCGAACUUCGAUCCAAGGACCUUCGAGUAUGAUCUAGCUCUGCUGAGAUUUUACGAGCCCCUUUUGCCGUUUCAACCGAAUCUUUUACCAAUUUGUCUCCCCGACGAUGAUGAGGGGUACGUGGGGCACACGGCGUACGUCACCGGUUGGGGACGACUCUACGAAGACGGACCACUACCGUCGGUUCUACAAGAAGUUUCUGUACCUGUUAUCAAUAAUACUGUUUGCGAGUCGAUGUACAAACAGGCUGGAUUCAUAGAGCACAUUCCGCACAUAUUUAUCUGCGCCGGAUGGAGAAAAGGAGGAUUCGAUUCUUGUGAGGGCGACAGUGGUGGUCCCCUGGUGAUACAGAGGCCACGGGACAAGCGAUGGAUUCUCGCUGGUGUAAUAAGCUGGGGAAUAGGUUGCGCCGAGCCCAAUCAACCGGGAGUUUACACAAGAAUCUCCGAAUUUCGAGAGUGGAUUAAUCAAAUCCUGCAGUUCUGAAGUGAUAUCGGAAUUAUCAUAAUAAACAACGAAAUAAAAAUCCAACGACUGAUGGAUGAUUCCCGAAUCUCACCCCAUCCCAGUUAAUCACCUGAGAUUACUGCGGAUUGGGAGAUUAUCCACAUGUGGAUAAACAAUUACUGGUGAUAGUGACUCGUUAUUUUUUAUCGAACAAUUUAGUAUUACAUCAAGUUUCCAAUUAUCGCAUUGAAAUGCUCAGAUGGGGAACGAGCGCAAGUGGUUUAGGGAGAGGAAAUAGUUAAUUAAUUGUGCUAUUUGCUAGCAAUUCAACAGCGGUUAAUCGAUCUCACUGAGAGGAUUGAAAAUCAGAUUCUAAUGGCACAUUUUGAUGGGUCAAACUCCUACCACUUGCAGAGUACCGCCUGAAAAACUCCUCAACUCACACGGAAAAAAAUCAUUGAAGCAAUCUAUCUCGAGUUUUUUAAUUGUGACGUGAUAUCACUGAAAUAUAUCUUUUACACAUAAAAAGAUAUCGGUGAAGUGGUGAAGUGGAAGAAGUCGAAAUGACCAGCGAAGGGGAAAAGAUAACAGCUCGAGUCGAUAUCUCCGGAUCGAAGAGAGCGAAAUUUUUGUAAAAACCAUUUUCGUAGCUUUCCAUCCACUCCACAAAGUAGGUCUUGUUAAAAAUUCAGCUAUCACUGUUAAAUAACGAGACAUUCCUCGAAAAUUCGACUUGUGUCACUUAAAAAUGGAGAAAGUUGGCCCAUAUUAUAUAUUUUUCAUGUACUUUCUGUGUGGUCAUGUAUAUGUAUUAUGUUUAGGGCGAACAACGAAUACUGCCCAAGAUACUUAAUUUAUUACGAAAUACUCUAGGACAAUAGACUUAUAGAUCAUUAUCAACUCUUGUUGAUAACCAAAAGAGAAAUAUUUCUCUCUGGAGAGCCUCUAUCUGUAAAUAUCCUGAAUUUGUACGUAGAAUUUUACAGUCUAGUGUGUAAAAUAUAAUAAAUGA